AUGGCGGCGAGAGAUUUUAAAAAAUCGACGUUGCUGCAACUAUACGCACGCGCAACGGCGCCGAGCAGGGACUACUACGGUUUAACAAUUGGCGAAUCGUUUUUAUGUUUGAACGUUUGGAAAAUCACCCACGGGCCCCAUUCGUUUCCCAAGCGAAAAAUAUGCGAAAUCGACGAUUUUCUCGACGAUAAACAUCUGCAAGAAGAAAUAAAAAACAAUUUCGGUCGAAACGUGUUCGAUUAUAUAAAAAAUUUGAUCGACAACAAGAGAACAUUGGAAAAUCUCCCCGCUCGACCUUUUUUACUUAUUCUCCGCUAUCUGAAAAUCAACGACGUCUUAACAUUAUCCAGAACGAACAAAAUUUUUUACGAGCUAUGUAACAAAGAAGAAGUUUGGCAAUUGAUGUUCGGGAAAAUGUUGCGCAGAUCGCCUUCGGCGGAGGAAAAACGCAUGGCCUUCGAAUGCGGUUGGAGAGAGACCUUGAGGAGGCGAAUGUCUUACAUUAAACAAGCUCUAGUUGCGGCCAAAAACAGAGCGGCGGCUCCAGCACACGUGAAAUUGAAAAAACAGGCCUCGAAACCAACGAAUCCGCCUAAAAAAUCUCUAAUAAAAGCGAAAUGA
Diorhabda sublineata is the source of this 621-nucleotide messenger RNA. Its product is annotated as F-box only protein 36-like. The transcript has 3 exons. The coding region runs from base 1 to 621 and encodes 206 amino acids. Gene Ontology annotation, molecular function: protein binding. The record is from RefSeq and is a predicted model, not a curated record. NCBI's taxonomy places the organism in Eukaryota, Metazoa, Arthropoda, Insecta, Coleoptera, Chrysomelidae.